Messenger RNA from Alternaria alternata, 2605 nucleotides. Its product is annotated as zincin. Bases 52 to 2433 code for a protein of 793 amino acids. NCBI's taxonomy places the organism in Eukaryota, Fungi, Ascomycota, Dothideomycetes, Pleosporales, Pleosporaceae. Gene Ontology annotation, cellular component: mitochondrion. The record is from RefSeq and is a predicted model, not a curated record. Gene Ontology annotation, molecular function: metalloendopeptidase activity. Gene Ontology annotation, biological process: peptide metabolic process. The transcript has a single exon.
GUGCGUCUUGUCUUCUCCCUGCCAGGCCACCCUUCACCCGCGCAACCCAAUAUGCUUAAGCGCCUCGCACGCACAAAGCAGUCGCCAUGGGUCUGCCACCAAUGUCUCCAACACUCCCGCCGCCAGCGACGCUUCAACUCCACUGUGGCCGCCGCCGCCGCCAAACCACGCGAUCCUGCCCCCAACCCGCUCUACGGCCUGUCUGCCAGCGGCAAGACAGAUGACGACGCCCUCCGCAAGGUUUUCGAUAAUGCUUCUUUCUGGGACAGCUUCAAGCGCGCAUCCCAGAAGGGCACACCCACAGGAAUAAUAGGCAACAAAUACCUUACCCAUCCCCAGGGUUUCGUUGACUUUGUCACUGUGACGAUACAACGCUGCAAUGCCGUGGUGCAGAAGGUGGCAGCAGCGCAGUCGGUCGACGACUUCAAGCAUAUGGUCAAAGACCUCGAUAAGCUCAGUGAUCUGCUGUGUCGGGUAAUAGACUUGGCCGACUUUGUAAGAGGCACGCAUCCGGAUCGCAAGUUCCAGAUCAUGGCAAUGAAAGCCUACCAAACCGUGUUCCAGUAUAUGAACCAGCUGAACACGACACCAGUACUACAUGACCAGCUGAAGAAGGCCUCGGAGAUAUCCGAGGUAUAUGACACAUGGACCGAGGAGGAGCGCAUCGUAGCGAGGAUACUGAUGGAGGACUUUUCAAGAUUUGGUAUUGGUCUAGACGACAAGACAAGGGAGCGCCUAGUAGAUUUGAGUGGCGAGAUUGCCGAUGUUGGCAACGAAUUCGUCGAAGGCAUGGCUCCGGAGAAGCUGAGCCUGAAGUUCAAGUCAUCAAGGCUGAGAGGGCUGGACCCAAACCUCGCAAAGGCACUGACAAAAUGGGGCGAAACUAAAAUUUCCACCAUGCACCACGAGUCGCAAGCUGUGCUGAGGUUUGUAGAGGAUGCCGAUGUACGGCAAGAAACCUACCAAGCUGUGCGGACAGCGAACAAACCAAGCAUCGCGCGUCUAGAAAAGCUAUUGAAACUACGAGUCGAGUUGGCGCAAACAUCAGGCUACGAGACCUUUGCACACAUGACGCUAGAAAACAAGAUGGCGCGGACACCAGAAGCAGUCAACACUUUCUUAAAAGCACUCUACGAAGAUAGCCGACCAGCUGUCCUCGCUGACCUAGAAGAGUUGAUGGAGUUGAAGAGAGGCGAUGCUCACCAAGACAACUUCCCCAAUCGCAUCAACGCUUGGGACAAAUUUUAUUACACACAGAAGAUGCUUGCGACAAUGGAGGGUCAUUACAGGCAGCGUACACCCGACUCUUUGUCCGCAUACUUCUCUGUUGGCACUGUACUGCAGGGCAUAUCGCGACUGUUUGACCGAUUGUAUGGUGUUCGCUUCGUUCCCAAAGAGACCCAGCCAGGUGAGGUAUGGGAAGAUGGUGUGCGACGACUAGACGUCAUCUCCGAUACCGAAGGCCAUAUUGCCGUGCUAUAUUGCGAUCUAUACUCGCGACCUGGCAAAACCCCUAAUCCGGCUCAUUUUACUCUCCGAUGCAGCCGCGAGAUCCUGCCUUCAGAGAUGGAGGAAAUGUCACACAUGCAGCAUCGUUUCUCUUCCCCCAUCGAGGCAGCCACAGACGGCAUGCCCGUCUCCUACAACGCCGAACGCAACAGCUACUUCCAAUUACCCACAAUAGCAUUGAUUUGUGACUUUAGCAAAGCUUCGCACUCUCGACCAACACUCCUCAACAUCCACGACGUGCGCACUCUCUUCCACGAAAUGGGCCAUGCACUCCACUCCAUUCUAGGUCGCACAGCUCUGCAAAAUGUUUCCGGUACUCGCUGCGCGACCGAUAUCGCCGAGCUGCCUUCGGUUCUAAUGGAGCACUUUGCCUUUUGUCCCCAUGUCCUAGGUUUAUACGCACGACAUUGGGAAACGGACGCCCCUCUUCCCAUGGCGGCCCUAGAAUCCCGCCUUGCAAUCGACAAUCGAAACCAGUACUCUGAACUCGAAAGCCAGAUUCUCCUCUGCAUGCUCGACCAAGCGUACCACUCCCCGAUUGCCGCAGACCCGAAUUUCAACUCGACAAAAGUCUACCACGACGUCUACAACAAAUACGCAUCUGUCCCUGAACCCGCCGGCACGGCUUGGCAAGGUUUCUUCGGCCACCUGUUUGGUUACGGCGCUACAUACUAUUCCUAUCUCUUUGACCGCGCGCUAGCGGCCAAGAUCUGGAAGGAUGUUUUCCAGCACAAUGGCCAACAAGGUAGCUUGGAUAGGGAGAAUGGUGAGCUUUACAAGAACGAGGUACUCAAGUGGGGCGGAGGGAGAGAUGGUUGGCAAUGUUUGGCUGGUGUCUUGAAAGACGAGAAGUUGGCCAAGGGUGGAGAGGAGGCUAUGGCCGAAGUGGGAAAGUGGGGAAUUAGAGAGGCGAGGGGGAAGUAGAGAGUAGAUGGCGUUUCUUCUUUCCAAAGCUUGCACGUACUGAAGGAUGUAUAGAUGAUGGCUAGAUGAUUAGAAGUUGGACUGAGUGUUGAAGAGCACCCGGGGCAUUAGACCAUAGAGCUUGAUACUGCAGAUCGCCUGCCAUGAUGUGGAAAUUUAGUUUAUACCCCUU